Hemibagrus wyckioides is the source of this 1441-nucleotide messenger RNA. RefSeq names its product parvalbumin-2-like. Gene Ontology annotation, cellular component: cytoplasm; nucleus. Bases 1000 to 1326 code for a protein of 108 amino acids. The transcript is spliced from 6 exons. Gene Ontology annotation, molecular function: calcium ion binding. The record is from RefSeq and is a predicted model, not a curated record. NCBI's taxonomy places the organism in Eukaryota, Metazoa, Chordata, Actinopteri, Siluriformes, Bagridae.
GGAUGUGAAAUGGGGACUCAGUGCAUGUCCUCAAUUUCUACAUCAGUCAGCAAAACAGGGAAUACAGAGAAAUAAAGGAGAAAUAAAUAUGUUGGCAAUCCAAUCACCUAAGUGUUAAUGAAGACGUCUACACAGCUUGAUCACAGGGAGCCUGGAGUCUAUCCCAGAAAACUCAGGGAGCUAAGAGAGGGACAAACUGGACAGGGAGCCAACCGACUACAGGGCACAAACUCAAACACAACCAUUCACACACAGUAGGCCAAUCAGCCUACAAUGUGUGUCUUCGGUCUUCUCAUGUCUGCUCAACAUCUUAUGACCGUAUUUACAAUAACCUUUCAUCAAAUAGGUUUAUGUACUCAGACUUGUUGAUAUUAGCAUUUGUCAAAUCCUUCAAAUUCACACAGGCAUUGGACCAUGCUGACUUAUGCUCACAAUUCUAGGGCUUCUGCAUACAGGUUAUGCAGCAUCAACUUUCCCAAGCCCUUUUAAAGUGUAAUGCUGGAUAUUCAACAAAAUUUAUAAUACAUUUUAUAUAUAGUAAGGUAAUUAUGCAGUAUCAUUUAUAUAACAGAGCAGAAGUCAAUGUGUAUGACAUUAUACACUCAAAUACUUCUAAUUUUUUAUUAACUGAAUGCAUUUCAGAUGAUUUAUGGGUCAUGUGGCAUUGUAGAUCCGGUGUAUUUGAAUUUCAUUUAUUUGCUUGUACAAACAGUUUAUUUAAUUCUCUUUCUAGCCUGUGCAAUAUGUCAUUAAACAUGACAAUAAUAGUGUAUUAUUAAACAUAAUGGUAAAACAACUAGCCAAUAACAACAAUACUUGUUUAGAAAUCAUUCGCUAAUGAGAAGGGAGGUGUUUUCUUCAAGAAGGUCUCCUUUGGGGUUGAGAACACACAUCUUCAGGUGUGUUGAACCUCAGCAUUCACAGUGUCGCAGUGGGUAACAAGGAGGACGGCUGCUUUCAAACAACGCACUCAUCCAGCAUUUGAAGGAGGAAGCAAGCAUGGCAUUUGCAGGGAUAUUAAAAGAAGAGGACAUUGCUGCAGCAGUUGAGGCUUGCCAAGAUCCAGGCACCUUCUCUCACAAGUCCUUCUUUGAACAAGUGGGGCUCCAUGGCAAAUCAAGCACAGAUGGUCAGAAGGUGUUCAAAGUCCUUGACCAAGACAAGAGUGGAUUUAUUGAGGAAGAGGAGCUCAAGCUGUUUCUCCAGAACUUUGUGGCAGGAGCCAGAGAGCUGACAGAUGGUGAGACCAAAGCUUUCCUGGCUGCUGGAGACUGUGAUGGAGAUGGCAAAAUUGGGAUGCAAGAAUUCUGUCUGCUGCUAAACUGAAACUCUAAUAUAUCUCCCUAGGAUAUUUCUAUAUACAUAUUCUUACUUAUGAAAAUGUUCAGUUGUUACCAUCAGAUUGAAUUUUAAAAUAUUGUCUUUAUUGAUUGAUUGACCC